Molecule: messenger RNA, 381 nt
Organism: Spirometra erinaceieuropaei
Lineage: Eukaryota; Metazoa; Platyhelminthes; Cestoda; Diphyllobothriidea; Diphyllobothriidae
Source: the annotation of a GenBank genome assembly
AUGCACACUCUCCGCGCAACGCCCACUCGCGUUUCUCCAACUCGUUCCUUCAUUCCUCCCAACCUGGACACGUGCGAUCUCGUCCUGGUCCAGCAUGACGCAGUCCGUCGACCAUUGCAACCGCCAUAUGGCGAGCCUUACGAAGUCCUUCGACGGUCUGACGAGCAUUUUGUCAUCGAGCGCAACGGAAAGACGGACACCGUCAGCAUUGAUCGUGCCAAACCUGCAUCCCUCGACGACUGCCAAUCGAACUUACCCCAACCGUCUUCUCCGUCACAGGCGUUGACGCCCACGCCGUCGUCUGACGCCAUUCCCUCACCGAUGCGCCGAACCCGAUCCGGUCGUCAUGUCCGCUGGCCCGACAGAUUCGUGGCUGGCUAG